CGGAGACGCUCCAUCCGCCCCCUCUCGGAGUUCUUGGGUGGAUCGGGUGCACCUCCUCCCUAGCUACCUUCUCCACCAAGCGGUUUCCACAAUGGAUGUGGGUGGUGCUUCUCGGGGUGGUCGGAGACGCCAGAGGCAUGAUCGAUCUAGUGACGAGUUUGCACCCAAUGCUCCUCGCAAGUCGGUCACUUCAAGAAGGAAGAACAAGGAAGUGAGGGAGAACUACAAGGCCAUGGAUCCAGUGUCUUAUUCCGCUCUCCGCUUGAAGAACUGGUAUGAAGAUUUGCCAAGAGAUGAAGAGAUAGAGGGCAGGAGAUAUUGGUGCAUGGAGCAAAUGUACAUCUACAAGGACAUCUAUGAGCCAAUGAAGAAUCUGAGACCCAUGCAAGCCAUUGAUGUGGACAUUCUAGCUGAAAACGAUCACUUUGAAGAUGCUAUCUCGGGUUGUUGGAAGAAUGGGCUUGAAAGAUAUCAUGAAGAUUCAAUGUGA
Molecule: messenger RNA, 490 nt
Organism: Lolium perenne
Lineage: Eukaryota; Viridiplantae; Streptophyta; Magnoliopsida; Poales; Poaceae
Source: RefSeq, a predicted model, not a curated record